This is a messenger RNA of Maylandia zebra (zebra mbuna), 2574 nucleotides long. It is a transcript of the gene zbtb22a, whose product is annotated as zinc finger and BTB domain containing 22a. The record is from RefSeq and is a predicted model, not a curated record. NCBI's taxonomy places the organism in Eukaryota, Metazoa, Chordata, Actinopteri, Cichliformes, Cichlidae. Gene Ontology annotation, molecular function: DNA-binding transcription factor activity, RNA polymerase II-specific; protein binding; RNA polymerase II cis-regulatory region sequence-specific DNA binding. Gene Ontology annotation, biological process: regulation of transcription by RNA polymerase II.
AGCUGGAUUGCAGCCAGUUUCUCGGGGAUUGGGCUCUGUCAAUACAUGUAACAAUGGGUCUGUCAGUAACGUUUAAUAAUUGUCCAUGCAGCUAUUGUUUAUUCAGCGGCAGGUGAAUCAACAGGUUAACGUGUGAUGGCGUUUCGUGACAGUUCUAACCGACGUUUACACUAAACACCCACUCACACCGUAUGAGGAUGCUGCUUAGUCAACUGGCUAUAAGCAGCAGCUGCGCCUGCGGGCAGGCUGCCGUUAGUCUCGUUUUAUUAGCGUGAUUUUUUUGAGAUGGCGGUUAGCAUGUGGAGUUUACCAGUGACGUUUUGCUGCAAAUAGUCAGCGAGGCUCCAUGUAAAACAACAAAAUCUCGGCUCAUCGAAGGUUUCUCUGACCAUGGAUCCGACCUGCAGUGGGUCUGUGGCUCCGGCCGGUUUGACGGUCCAGGUGUGCUUCCCAGGCGCCAGAGCAGCUGUUUUGGACAAUCUGAACCGGCAGCGGGAGGAAGGCAGGCUGUGCGAUCUCUCCAUCCAGGUGCAAGGUCAAGUGUUCAGGGCUCACCGCUGUGUCCUCGCUGCAUCCUCACCUUACUUUCAUGAUCAGGUGUUACUGAAAAAUGUUACAACUGUCUCCCUGCCCUCAGUCAUGGACCCAGUUGCCUUUGAGAGCGUCCUGAGUUCUGCGUACACUGGCCAGCUGAGCAUCGUGCAUGACGAUAUCGUCAACUAUGUCACCGUGGCCAGUUUCCUCCAGAUGUGGCACAUCGUGGACAAAUGCACCGAGAUCCUGAAGAGGCCUCGGUCCUUAGCAGAGGGCGCCUCUGGGGAGGCUGCCGUCGCAGCUCACCCCGGCUCUGCAUCUCGCCAGCAGUCCCCGAGCAGCACGGAGUGCCUGUAUGCAGAAAGGGAGGGAAGGAGGAGGGAGAAGAAGCCAGAUUCACUGCCUCCUUUGGCUACAUGGAGACGCCCACAGCAGUUCUCAAGAUGGGGACGCCCUCGACCCUCGUCAGCCCAGCACUUGGCUGAUUCACAGCUGGACAGCCUUCCUGGCUAUGUGGAGACUGAUUACACCAGCUGCGAGGAGACAUGGGUAUCGUGCAAUGCUAAGACGAGUCACUUUACUCAUGACGGACCUGGACACAAUGCCCGGCACCAUGGGGGGUUUUUGGGUGCUGAGGCUUUAAAGCAGAAAGUCAGAUUUCAACAGCGGGGGGCACCACAGACCUCUGAUCGACCACUCGAUAAGAAUAGAGAGAGUGGGGAUGGUGAUGAGACGCAGGAUAAGAGGAGGAGUGAGAGAAGAGAGAUUGAGGCGGAUGAAGGAGUAGGAGAAGAGACGGGGAAGAAGGAAGGCUUUGCACAAAUGGGACACUGUGCAGACUUUCACUCAGUUUCAAAUGAAAAUGAUGAAGCUGGACAUGUUGCAGGGAAGCAGAGUGCAGACGUGAUGAAGCAAAGAGAUUUGGUAGGAAGCGAUCCAGCCACAGACCUGCCCAGUCUUCAUGGUUGCCAAACAGGUGACGCAGUUCCAGACCCUUCCUGCCCGUCCUCAGCGAGGCUUCAGUGGCAAACAGGUGCCUGGUCUCAGCAAGAGCAGAGGCCUCAGGAAGGAGAGGGCGGCAGCUGCAGUAAAGAUGAGGAUGAUGAAGAGGAGGAUGUGGAUUUUGAAUGUUUCACAGAAGCGACCUAUAGGAGAGGCACUUACGAUGAGAUUGAAGAUGGCACAGGACAGGUUUCCCAGCGGCCUUUGGUCCCCGUGUCUCCUGACUUUACAGUGGCGGGCGCGGAGGUGAAUUGGCAGGGUGGCUCUUUGACCCCUACCUCCAGUCGCCAUUUGUCCUCAUCUUCUGCUGCAUUUCCACCGCCCCCUUCACCUCCAACCCCAUCUUCAUCAUCCUCAGUGUCCCUCGCUGCUGCGCCCUACACGGGCAAAGUACACUUCUGCCACUGUGGGAAAGCCUACACCCUGAAGAGUAUGCGUGACCGGCAUGUGAAGAUGCAGCACCUCAAUUUACGGCCCUUUGGGUGUCCUGUUUGCACAAAGUCCUUCAAAAUGAAGCACCAUCUCACUAAGCACCUUAAAACCCACGGAGGGCUGCGGCCCUAUGAAUGCAGCCUCUGUGGGAAGAAAGUCAUUUGGAGAGACAGCUUCCUGAGACAUCAGGCCCGAUGUGAGAGACUUGCUUCCAGCUCCUCGGCGAACAGCAACAGUGCAAGCGCAGCAGCAGAUAUGGAUGAUGGCUACAGUUAUGGAUUUGAUGAAGGGGAAGCCUUUCUCCCCACUGGAGGACAGGUGAAAGUUGAGGAAGUGGAUUUUCAUAAGGAGAUAGAGGAUGGGAUGGGUGGGCUUUUGGGUAGUGUUUCUGGGAUAGUUGCUGAGCUAAGAACCCAGACGCAAAACUUGGACCCUGGCAGUCACGUUUUUAAAGAGGAGGCCAGCGAGAGCUUUACCUGAAAUUAAACGUUUAUGUGGAAAACGGUGAUUUAAAGCACUUACUGUAAAGUUUGAAGAAGGAUUUUGCUUAAAUUGCCAUGAAAUGUCAUCCGAUCUUCACACAAUCUGAAUAAACGAAGAACACAA